Molecule: messenger RNA, 1923 nt
Organism: Rubroshorea leprosula
Lineage: Eukaryota; Viridiplantae; Streptophyta; Magnoliopsida; Malvales; Dipterocarpaceae
Source: the annotation of a GenBank genome assembly
CAUCAAAUCACCGCAAAUUAGUGGAAGUCAGCAGCAAAGCAGAAAAUGUUGCGAAGAUUUUCGCUUGAAAGAGUGAAAACUUUGAGGGCUUUGAGGCCUCAGAUUUUCGCUCUCGGAAACUCUCACUUCUCUACUGCCACUGAGCCGUCGUUCAAUCGCCGUAAUUCUUCGAGAGUUCCCAAUCUUAUUGGAGGUACUUUUGUUGACUCACAAGCGACAGCCGCAAUUGAUGUUAUUAACCCUGCAACACAAGAAGUUGUUUCGCAAGUUCCUUUAACAACAAAUGAAGAGUUCAAAGCUGCAGUGUCUGCAGCAAAGAAGGCUUUUCUAUCAUGGCGCAACACCCCUGUUACAACUCGUCAGCGCAUCAUGUUCAAACUCCAAGAACUUAUCCGUAGAGACAUUGAUAAGCUAGCCAAAAAUAUCACAACUGAACAGGGCAAGACGUUGAAGGAUGCGCAUGGUGAUGUCUUCCGUGGGCUUGAGGUGGUGGAACAUGCCUGUGGAAUGGCAACCCUACAAAUGGGAGAGUAUGUAACCAAUGUUUCAAAUGGAAUUGAUACCUUCAGUAUUAGGGAGCCACUUGGAGUUUGUGCUGGGAUAUGUCCUUUCAACUUUCCUGCAAUGAUUCCAUUAUGGAUGUUUCCUAUUGCAGUUACAUGUGGGAAUACCUAUGUUUUAAAACCAUCAGAAAAGGAUCCUGGGGCCUCCAUGAUGCUGGCAGAAUUAGCCAUGGAAGCUGGUUUGCCAGAUGGUGUCUUAAAUAUUGUCCAUGGAACCAAUGAUAUUGUAAAUGCUAUUUGUGAUGAUGAUGAUAUCAGAGCUGUAUCAUUUGUUGGUUCCAAUACUGCUGGUAUGCACAUUUAUGCAAGGGCAUCAGCUAAAGGAAAACGUGUUCAGUCCAACAUGGGUGCCAAAAAUCAUGGGAUUGUCAUGCCUGAUGCAAACAUGGAUGCCACAUUAAAUGCUCUAGUUGCUGCUGGUUUUGGUGCUGCUGGACAGAGAUGCAUGGCACUAAGCACCGUGGUUUUUGUUGGUGACUCAAAGUCAUGGGAGAGCAAACUUGUAGAACGUGCCAAAUCUCUUAAAGUUAAUGCUGGAACUGAACCUGAUACUGACCUUGGUCCAGUAAUCAGCAAGCAGGCCAAGGAACGGAUAUACAACUUAAUUCAAUCUGGGGUGGAGAGUGGUGCCAAACUACUGCUUGAUGGGAGAAAUAUAGUGGUUCCAGGAUAUGAGCAAGGCAAUUUUAUUGGUCCCACAAUCUUAUCUGAUGUGACAGCUGACAUGGAGUGUUAUAAGGAAGAAAUUUUUGGUCCAGUUCUCGUUUGCAUGAAGGCUGACAGUUUUGAUGAGGCCAUAGACAUUGUUAACAGAAACAAAUAUGGCAAUGGAGCUUCUAUAUUCACUACCUCCGGUGCAGCUGCAAGGAAAUUCCAGAUAGAGAUUGAAGCAGGACAGGUUGGCAUCAAUGUUCCCAUACCAGUUCCCCUGCCCUUUUUCUCAUUUACUGGCUCCAAGGCAUCUUUUGCAGGCGAUCUUAAUUUCUAUGGCAAGGCGGGAGUCAAUUUUUACACCCAAAUCAAGACAAUAACUCAACAAUGGAAGGAUUUACCUAGUGGCAGUGGAGUUUCCCUGGCAAUGCCAACAUCACAGAAAUUGUAGAUCAACAUACCAUGCCUGAUUGAUUAUACAAUGCUGUUACGAUAGCCAGGGCAGUCCACUGCUUUAUUUAUUGGAUACAGUAUGAACAUCCUCCUUAUGAAUAUGGCCACAGGCCAAAGAUCCUUAAACAAUAAACAUGUUUGUCUCUGCUUCCUGUAAUAAAGUGUUGUUUGGUCCAAGUUCGAUAUUUCAUUCUUGUACCAAUGUCUGAAUUCCCUCUAAUUUGAAUUUGUCCAUAAUUAAACAGAUGAUCCUUUC